Messenger RNA from Calliphora vicina (urban bluebottle blowfly), 1244 nucleotides. RefSeq names its product late bloomer (gene lbm). The transcript is spliced from 4 exons. The record is from RefSeq and is a predicted model, not a curated record. NCBI's taxonomy places the organism in Eukaryota, Metazoa, Arthropoda, Insecta, Diptera, Calliphoridae. Gene Ontology annotation, cellular component: plasma membrane. The coding region runs from base 243 to 869 and encodes 208 amino acids.
UUAGUUUCUAAUUGAACACGAAACGUGAAAGUUUAAAAAUCGACUACCAAAAUUUACUAACUAACGGUUUUAGUUAACAAAAAAAAAAUAAAUAUAAUUAAAAAUAAAGUAAUAAAUACACAUUAGUCAAUAAUUUAAUUUUCCAAUACCUAAAAAUAUUAAAAGUAAAUUAAAAUUAUUGGAAACAAUUUUUUUAAAUAUUCUAAAAUUUAAACCAACGACAACCAAAAGAAUUAUUGAAUAUGGGUUGUGCCACAACUACUGUUAAAAUUGCUUCCAUUAUUUUCAAUAUUUUAUUGGCGAUAAUUUCCAUUGGAGGCAUAAUAUUGAUCUCAUUUAAUCCAGACUAUUUUCGAGAGGAAUUAUCCAUUGGUUACUACACAACAUUAUCUCUCUGCGUGAUCUUUGCAUUUUUAGGAAUUUUUGCCACAAUACGAGAAUCUGUCUGCCUGACGGCGACUUGCGCUGUAUUCCUCUUGGCAUUGACCUUGAUAAACAUUGCGAUCGCACUCAUUGGCAUCAACAGUGGCGAACACAAUGGCGUCGAGGCGGUAAAUAAGGCCUGGGAAACAAAUGCCAUGGAUGAAUUACAAACGCAUCAUGACUGCUGUGGCAAGACAAGUUCCAACGAUUAUGUGCUCAUGAAUAUAGCAAUUCCAGCCAGUUGUUAUGCUGAUCAGGAUCCAUCGGAUAUUCACAAUCUAUUCACUGAAGGUUGCAGUGAGAAAAUGGUCAAAUAUUACGAAGAAGAAUCUUAUCGUUUUGCUAUUUUGUCAUGGAUUUGUGUAGCAUUUGAGUUUUUCGGUUUCCUGUUGACAGCUUUCUUGGUCAUUAACUUCCGCAAUACCCAAAGACGCAUGCAAUUUUAAUAGAAUCAAAUUCCAUCUACAAUUGAGUAGAAUACCAAAUUUAUAAUAAAUUUGCCAAUACAAAUAUAUAUUAUGUAAAAAAAAAUAAAUAUUUAAUUAAAUAUUAACUCGACCACCAGUAUCGUAACCAGUACCACCUUUUAAUACAGACGAUUCUUAUGGAAAAUGUAAAAAUUAAUGAAAGGACAACAAUUAUUAUUAAGAAAAAAACAAUUUUAUUGUCGUGCAAUUGAUAUCAUGUAAAACUUUUAUUUAUUUUAUAUACAACAAUUUAAUAUUAAAGUGAAAUUUGUAAAUUAUUUUUAUUAUUACUUUUAGUUUAAACAAAAUUAUUAGAAAUAAAUAAAUAAAUGAAAAUUUACUUAAUUUAAUAGA